AUGCCUUGGGAAAAUGACGGUGAUAAAACAGAGUUACAAGAAAUCAGUGGUCCAAAAAGAAAAAGUUCUGAUUUGGGUUCAUCACCUGAAACUACAUUGCAAAUAAUCCAGAAGUUAAUUGCAGAGGUGUUAGGGACAUUUUUCGUGAUUUUUACGGGUUGUGGAGCAGUGGUGGUCAAUAAGAUGUAUGAUGGUACUGUAACAUUUCCAGGAAUUUGUGUGGUAUGGGGUCUAAUUGUGAUGGUCAUGGUUUACUCUGUCGGUCAUAUCUCUGGUGCACAUUUCAAUCCAGCAGUAACUGUUACUUUUGCUCUUUUUAGACAUUUUCCUUACAAACAGGUACCUUUGUACAUUGUGGCACAGUUUCUUGGAUCACUUCUUGCCAGCGGCGUCUUAUACGUUACUUUUAGCGUGAAAGACGAUGCUUUCUUUGGGACAAUACCAGUUGGACCCCCAAUUCGUUCUUUCGUUGCUGAAAUAAUCAUAUCGUUCCUUUUAAUGUUUGUUAUUUCUGGUGUUGCCACCGACACUAGAGCGAUUGGUGAAUUAGCAGGAAUUGCAGUUGGAAUGACAAUUAUGUUGAACGUUUUCGUAGCUGGGCCUGUAUCUGGGGCAUCUAUGAAUCCUACAAGGAGCUUGGGGCCUGCAAUAGUAAUGCGUAAAUUCAAUAGUAUCUGGGUUUACAUUGUUGGCCCACCCAUUGGUACCAUCCUUGGAGCCUUCUGCUACAAUUUGAUCAGAUUCACCGAUAAACCGCUCAGGGAAAUAACCAAGACAGCUUCAUUUCUCAAAUCCUAA
Messenger RNA from Dovyalis caffra, 798 nucleotides. NCBI's taxonomy places the organism in Eukaryota, Viridiplantae, Streptophyta, Magnoliopsida, Malpighiales, Salicaceae. The record is from the annotation of a GenBank genome assembly.